Molecule: messenger RNA, 192 nt
Organism: Apaloderma vittatum (bar-tailed trogon)
Lineage: Eukaryota; Metazoa; Chordata; Aves; Trogoniformes; Trogonidae
Product: cellular nucleic acid-binding protein-like
Exons: 1
Biological process (GO): positive regulation of cytoplasmic translation
Cellular component (GO): cytoplasm
Molecular function (GO): translation regulator activity; mRNA binding; single-stranded RNA binding
Source: RefSeq, a predicted model, not a curated record
UGCUAUAACUGCGGCAGAGGUGGCCACAUUGCGAAGGACUGCAAGGAGCCGAAGAGGGAGAGGGCGCAGUGCUGCUACAACUGUGGCAAGCCUGGCCACCUGGCUCGCGACUGUGACCACGCAGAUGAGCAGAAGUGCUACUCUUGUGGGGAGUUUGGACACAUCCAAAAAGACUGCACCAAAGUGAAAUGC